This is a messenger RNA of Hyaloscypha bicolor E, 378 nucleotides long. RefSeq lists its product as uncharacterized. The record is from RefSeq and is a predicted model, not a curated record. The annotation marks the transcript as partial. The transcript has 2 exons. NCBI's taxonomy places the organism in Eukaryota, Fungi, Ascomycota, Leotiomycetes, Helotiales, Hyaloscyphaceae.
GAAAUUAAGGAAUUUUUGCCAAGCCUGCUCUACAUCCAUAGAAUUGAUGCACCUAGGAUGCAAGGCUCUGCGCUUCGGAAUUUCGGGACCUUCAAGCAGUUAUGCGGGGAAGAGUUCUACAAGAAUAUUAUGCUUGGAACCACCUAUGCGACGACAAUUGGAGAAGAGCGAGAAACUCAGUUGAGAGAGAAAGGAGGAUUCUGGCAUGCGUUGUUGCAAAAAGGUUCCGAGAUCGUCCGAAUUCCCAGGGAGCAGGACUCAGCUCGAGAUGUAAUCUUCCACUUGACGUCGAAAGACCCUGCCUUCCUCAACUCACAACUAGAGAUGAGCACAAUGGGCCUUUCUCUGGAUGAGGUGUCGGCUACUAAGACCAUCAAU